UCAUAAAUUUACUACUACCGUGGAUUGAACAUCAGAGGGUAAAAUGGCCACAUCGAAGCAAUUCAUCUAAAAAAGCAAUAUUGCAAUUUGACAUUCGCGCAUGUAAAAGUAAGUGCGCAAUGCAAACAAAUGUCAAAUAGCAAUAUUGCUUUCUAAGAUGAAUUGCUUCGAUGUGGCCAUUUUAACCCCCCCAGUGCUCAAAAAGUGGGACGCACAGUUACUGUUAAUAUAGCGACGUUGACAGUACUUUACCUGCGCAAUGCAAACAAAUGUGCGAUUAGGCGCCGAACUGGCAACACGGAAGUGUGUGGUAAAAACUUGCAAAAAUAUAAACUCACAGCGAAAUAAGAAGGAUGGAACAUCAUAAUUCUAAUAAGUAAUGACAUUGUGCAUGUUAUCAUAGUAUAAACAUUUUAUUUUUUACAGUAAACCCCACAAAAAAUAUUAUUUUCGUUUAAAAUAUACGUCGUUUAGAACGGCAACUUUCCGCUCCCCACCAUCGGCUGAGCUAGGUUUACCUCAGCCCUAGGUCUUACUUUCGUCGUCAAUUGCGUAGUUUCGUAGGUCAAAGAUAAAUUAUGAAAUUUAGUUUAAAGUACUAAAUAAAGACAGAUGUAAAGGUGACAAAAACGUUUUCUUUUUUCGUUAUUUUAAGUUAGGUACGUAGUUAUACCUGUCAUUUUCUUAUUGUAAUCGACAAGAAUAAAAUUUAUGGAGCACACGUCACUUUUACGCAGAAAUUUAAAACAACAACCCUCUAAAAAAUGUACAUUGGCCAAUAGCCCGACAGAAUUAAAUUGACAGCACACAUUAAAGGGGUUGCAUACCAGCGAGAUAACUAUUUAAUUCGCUCGGGUAAUUCAUUCAUUCACCCAUUCAAUUCAAAAUCCAAAACAGUUGUCAAUCAUCCGUCCCAUUCCUUUUCCGCAGAUGACGGGUAUAACUUAAAAAAUAAAAAUUAGGUGACUGCAGGAAUCGGGGCCAUUGGCAUUCUAAGCUUCAACAAAAAACUACGUAGGUACUAUCGAUUAAGGGUACUUACUUAAAUAAAUACAUAUACCCGGCUUUUCGGCGGGAAACGGGAACGGGACAGUUGCUUUCUUCAUUGAGUAAUCUAAAUAAUUAAUACGAAGUGGUGUUUUGUGGAAGACAUUCGCGAGUGUUAUUAUAUUGGAGUAUUCAAUAAACAAAGUGUAUCUGCCUAUUUUCGCUUCGUGCCGGGAAGCCGCUUCAUAACUCAAAAGUUUAUGCGGACUUUUGAGUUAAUUCGUUUGGGGUUCGGAGUAGGAGUCUACUCCGAGGGUGGGGGCUUAGGUUUCAUCAUCAUCACCUUUCAUCAUUUCAUUAAUCAUCAAGAAAAAAAAAUACGUCAGACAUGGCUGUAUGGGCAUAGUUCCCUUUGCCUUACCCUUCGGGGAAAACCAAAACAAAAAAAAAUAAAUAAAUAAAUAUACCCUUACGAAAAUUCUAAACGAAGGGUAGUAUGCAAAAGAAAUGACAGACUGCGUCGCGUCAGUUCGUCAAGGUACGCCGCGCGGAGCAGACGUCGCUUGUCGCUACGGCUAGCUCCGAUGUCAACCGUCGGUUGGUCCGGUUAUCCAUCUAUUUUUUCGCUAAAGUAUCUAUCGACUAAUAAUUUUUGAGAGUGAAUUGUGAAGAAUCCAGACACAAAGACGGUAGUACCGCGGUGAGUUCGCAUUCGCACAAUGUUCAGAAAGGCGCAAUAUAUCGAGUGUGCUCAUCUCAAACACCAAGCGCCUAACGUAGAAAUCACUGAUGAAGUAAAAGAUAGUCUACUUAAAGACUAUCCCGGAUGCCUGCCUCUCUACCAGCCCAGGAGAGUAGAUUACAUUGGCUUGAAGAAAUACUCUUUGAAGAAUUUUGAAGCCCUGGCUUGUGGAUGGAGGGCAUACAAGGAUACCUUCUUCGGCCGCAAGAAGAUGCCUUUCGAGUUUCCUAGAGCGCAAGAUUUCCAUGUCUACAACGGCCACGUGAUUUACGACCCGACGAGCUCGAUCGAUUAUCGACCAAAUUAUCGAUUUCACAUGCGAGCGGGCCCCGGACUCGAUCAUUUGCGUCAACUGCCCAUCCCUAACGACACAUCACUACGACCGAAGGCGGGAAAAGACACCAUGAAACAUAGAGUUCAGCACAAGAAAAAGUUUGUUUUUUAAAUUUUUGUGUUUGGUAUUUUUUGGGUGAAUUUUUGGACUUGCCUCUAGAACGGCGCGCUUGGAUAGUUCUCCGAACACCGGAAGUCAAUGCCAUUACCGUGAAAGCAAAUAUUUCGUAGAAUCUUUUGUCUUUUUGCAAAUAUUUAGGACUUUAUGUGGUCGACGAUUUCCCUCAUUCAGCGCUUAUCGCUAUCGACCCACCAGGGUCGAUUAAUUCUUUCAAAUACUUAUUGUUCCUCUCAGACGACGCCCUGAGCCGAGGUGCGCGCCCAAUAGGGCACCCUAAGGCCGGUUGUCUUAAAUUUUGUACUGGGUGAGACCCUCAGUGCUCCCCAUUUGUCCGGCCAAGUAGUUAAUGCCAUCUGCGGCAAAAAUAUAAUACUUAAGUCACUUCAAAAACAUAUAAAAAAAUAACAUUUUAUGUAUGUCGUCAACUUAUGUAAGUCCUAACUGGAUAUUUGCGAAAACUACAAAUAUUCUAGGAUACUUUUGCAUUAACGGUAAUGACUGGUACGACGCAACGAUAUUGACUGGUGUUCAAAGUUCUACCUUUUCGUGCGAAUUCAACUCGUCGUAUACGUCAAGAAUAUGUAAGAAAGGAACAUUCUCGUCCUCUCAAGUGCUAUGGGACUUUGGGAUAGUGCGCACGAGUUGGUUGUCAUGGACCAUUGUUUUUUUUAUUGUUUUUUCUUUUUAUACUCUUUAUUGUUCGUAAGUACGUGUUCGCGCGAAAUUAAUUCGAACGAAAAUAAAUCUAUUUGUACGUAAUUUUCUUGGCGCAUAUUUUUUAACGACAAAGCGUCAGAAAUUUCGCCAUACGGCCUCUUUCUUGAUCGAAUCAAAUAGAGUCGACAACACUUUAAAAAACAUACAAGAUGGCGCCAACGAAAUUACAUGAGUACCAACUUUAAAAAAAUCACCCAAGUAAAUGACCUAAUGACACAAAGGCGCCAAAAUAACAGUCAUUUUGAAACGCAAAAAGUAGCCCGGUAAAUAACUCUAAUUUUAUUAUUCUCAUUGUUUAUUUUUGUAGUUAUUUAUU
Molecule: messenger RNA, 3216 nt
Organism: Pectinophora gossypiella (pink bollworm)
Lineage: Eukaryota; Metazoa; Arthropoda; Insecta; Lepidoptera; Gelechiidae
Exons: 4
Coding region: 1707-2174 (155 amino acids)
Source: RefSeq, a predicted model, not a curated record